CGAAACUAUAACAGAAAAUAUCGUGGGUUAAAAGGUCAAUAAAGUAUCGUGGAACGAACUUACGUGAAAACUGUGUCGUAAACCGGCCAAUACCUUGAAAAUAACGCGUCCGAUUCGGAUCGAGGUGAUGUUUCUUGGAAUUCCGAAUUGAUUGUGACGCAAGAGUACGACUCGAAACGUAUAGAAGGGGGCGACGGCGCGCGUGUUUUCUGGAUCCGCCCGCGGUAUCAGGUCUCGAAUGAAAGAAAUUGAACCCAAAACGUCGUUUAUCAUCACGGUACGUUUAGGUUAAAUAUAUCAUGUUCGGACUAUGCAAUCGUAUUUUAAAGUGAUAUCAAAUGUACCACCGUCGUAAUAUUUUUGUGACGACGCGAGGCGACAUCUGUACCGUUCCCUUUGCAUUUCGUUACGACGUACGUAAAUGGCUAACGGCGAUGAGAAGUGGUAUUUUUCGAAAGAACGACUCGAAAAUUCACCCUCACGCCAAUGCGGAAUCGACGAGAGCAAGGAAUUGUCUUAUAGACAACAAGCUGCCAAUUUUAUACAGGAUAUGGGCCAAAGACUUAAAGUAUCACAAUUAUGUAUCAACACGGCAAUCGUCUACAUGCACAGAUUUUACGUCUUUCAUUCCUUUACACAUUUCUAUUGGGCUUCGAUAGCAUCGGCAUCGAUAUUUUUGGCGGCCAAAGUCGAAGAACAGCCAAGAAAAUUGGAACACGUUAUCAAAUACGCAAAUUUAUGCAAAAAUCCCCAUGAUACCCGAAUAUUCGAAAUAACUUCCGAAAGAUACCAAGCCCAAUCGCAGGACUUGGUUUUUAACGAAAACAUACUGUUGCAAACGUUAGGCUUUGACGUCGCCAUAGAUCAUCCCCAUACGCAUGUGGUUCGAUGUUGUCAUUUGGUCCGUGCUAGUAAAGAUUUGGCUCAAACUUCUUAUUUUAUGGCUAGCAACAGUCUUCAUCUAACGACAAUGUGCCUGCAGUAUAAACCCACAGUAGUGGCGUGUUUUUGUAUUCAUUUAGUGUGUAAAUGGUCUAAUUGGGAAAUUCCUUUAUCAAAUGAACGGAGAGAAUGGUUUUCUUACGUAGAUCCAACAGUUACGUCAGAUUUAUUGAAAAAUUUAACCGAAGAAUUUCUUACGAUAUUUGAAAAAUGUCCGUCAAGACUGAAAGAAAAAAUUAUGUCUAUUGGCGGUUAUUUUGAGGGUGAAAGAAGAUUAGGAAUGUUAACGGACGCUAAAGAUCAAUCUCAUCACAGACCUUAUGACUCAAUAAAACCAGGAACAACUGACGAUCCUCAUAAACACAGACCAAAACCUCACGAUGCGAGUUCGUCGAGCGGAAGUGGUGGUCAACAUCAACAAGAUCGUGAAUAUCGCGAUAAAAGAGAAGCGGAGCGAAUGGCGAGACACGCUUCCGCAAAACAAGCUUCCUCCGGAAGUUCCUUGAGUAAACCUCUCGUGCCUUCAGGCCAUCAUCGUCCCCCCGUUGAUCCAAAUAAAAUGAAACAUAAUCGUCCACCUUCUUCCGGUCAUUCUUUUAGCGGUAGUAAUAGUUCAUCUUCAUCUAACCGACCUGAUCAACAUAGAGAUAUUUUAAGAGAGGCGACGCGAGAUAUUGGUUUAAAGGAGUAUCAUAGUGUUGGAAAUAGCAGAGAAAUGAGGAACGAGAAAGAUAUCCAAAAAAGAGAUAGCAUGUUAAAACCUAACGUUUCUGUUGAAGGUAGUGUUUAUAUGGAUCGGUCGAGUUACGCCCCAACAAAACCUAGACCUUCCACGGAUCCCAAUAAAAUGCCUCAUAGACACGAAGAAUCUAAGAUGUUUUUGAAAAAUGAGAACGAAAUUAAAAAGCAUUUAAAUUCAUCGUCGAAUGUCUACGAAAAAAUUCCUUAUUUAAAUAAACCACCCGCUAUGCAACGUAAUAAACCAACGGAAAACGUUUUUGAUCCUACAAAAUCCGUCCAAAAGCAACAACAACCCAUCAAGAUGGAAACCCCAAACGGACAAAGCAAUAUUACUUCAGUUUUUUCCGUUCCUAUUUUACUCGACGAAAAUCAAAUAAAGACAGAUAAUAAAACGGAAAUUAUUCCUCCAGCGGUUAUAAAGCGACCGAGUUUAUUUUCACCGGAAAAAUCACCCCCACCACCUCCUCCGGUUAUUAUCAAAAAAGAAAAGCAUUCGCCGAUUAAUCCGAUAAUGAAUAAAUUAUCACUUGAUGUUCCUCAAACGUUAUCUAAUCUGUUGGUUCCACCUCUAUCUCCAUUUAACUCACCGGAUGGUGAGAAGCAAUCGGACAUGUUACGCCAAACGAUUGUGCAUCAACCAAAAUUAGAACAAAGCGAAGGGUUUGAGAAUAUACUCAGGGAUUCGGGGAUAAAAGCACCGCCUAAUAAGCACCAAGUACCCGACAUUAUAACUCCAAUCGCCGAUGUCAAGACUGUUCCUCAACCUAAAGAAAUCACUAAAGAAUUAAAACCGCCAGAUCUGAUUCCACCAUUUACAAUAAAUAAUGUAGUGAAUCCAAGCGCACCUCUUCUCUCUCAACCUUUAGUUAAUGGUAUUGAAACAAAUCCCACGUUAAUAAGCAAUUUAUUAAAGGAAACUGCCUCGACCGUAACGCAUUUACCCACAAUUUCCCCCCCAUCUGAUAAAAACGAUAGUUCUAAAGACAACAAAGAUCAUCAUCAUAAAGAACGUAAAAAGAAAAAUAAGGAAAAACAUAAACACAAAGAUAAAGAUCGAAGUAAAGAUGAUAAAGAGAAAAAGAAGAAGCAUAAAGAUAAAGAGAAAGACAAACAUAAAAAUAAAGAAAAAGCCAAAGUGGAGGAACGGAUUAAAAUUACAAUAUCGAAAGAUAAAAUUCAACCUCCUGACGCAACGGCAUGUGGUGGAUCCAUUAAAAUCAAAAUCCCUAAAGAUCGAAUUAAAACGGAUGUUAUUCUUGAACAACCCGCACAACCACCACCACCACCCCCAUCGACGGCGACGCAUGGUGCUGGAGGGCUAAAAAUUAAAAUAUCCAAAGAUGUCAUCAAUCAUUUUAGUGGGAAUGACAACAAGAAAAGAGAACGUGAAAGGACUUCGCCAUCGGAUGCGCCACCAAAUAAAUUAUCAAAAUCGAGCUACAAUCGAACAAGUGAUCCGAAAAUGAAUGGAAGAAAUUCUUUUGGAAAGGUGGCGCAACACGGUGAUGGCGAAGCAUCCAUGCACAGGUUGGCGGAAUCUAAAUAUAUCAACAAAGGGGCAGCUAAUUUAUAAAUUAAAUAAGCUUUAUUAUUUUUUCUAUUUCUUAUUUAAUUAUUAUUGCGAUUUAAAGUAAUAGAUCUCGUAUAAACGCCUCUUUUUUUAUAUAGGGUGAUUAAAAAACAUUAAUUCAAAUUAUUAAUCAUGAAAAUAUUUACUUCUUCAACAAUAUAGGGUGUUAUAUUCAUUUUUAAAUGUAGUUAAGAACAUAAAAGUUGACGAUUUCACUUAAAUUUUAGCAUAUUAAUAAAUCCAGGAAUACAGUUUAUUUAUUAUGUUUAUUUUGACAAUUGUAUGGAGUUAGAUAGGGAUCCAAAAUGAUAAAUGCCACUUUAAUUUGAAAUGUUUAAUCUCGGUUUUAAUUAUAAUACUGAAGAUAAUUUUCUAAAUUACUUAGGAACAUCUCCUAAAAUAUGUUGUAUCUUCAAACUAAUUCUUUCUAAGUUUACCUAUAGUAACAGAUUUAUAAGUUUAUAGGUAAUACAUUGUACUGACUCCUGCAAGAUACAACAAGCUAAAAAGUUUUUCUAUUUUGGAGAAAUAGAAAAUAAAAUUUGUAUUGUUGCAAUAUUCCUCAAUCUUUGUAAAAUUGCGCUUGUUUAUUUUAUUGUUAGGUUUUUCAAUCCUAUUCUUUUAGUACUGUUUAUACUUACAUUAACAUCAUCAAAAAAUAUUAGUUAUUUGUAUUGUGUUACAACAUUUGUAUCUUUAUUAGCCAUGUGGGCUUCUUUCGGGUUGUUAGUCACUUAUUCACUUGAUGAUUAGGUUGGUACCCACUCAUAUUGGGUUACAAGUUAGAUAAUAGUCUGGGCAAUGUAGGGUAAACAUAUUUUAUAUGGUAAUUUUGACGAAAACUUAUUGAUAAUCGUAUAUAAAAUAUUUAUAGAUGGAAAUUUAACGUAGAUGCUCAUAUUUUGAAAAUUUUAACUCAUUUUUAUUGUUAACCUCAGUUAAUUGUAUUUAAAUUACGAAUUUGGAUCAGUAUCCACAACGAAUUGUUAAAAUAAACGUAAUAAGUGAACAAAAUUGAAAUUGAAUCUACAAAUCGUUAAAAAAGCAUACGAAAAAGCUUUUAAUACAUCUAAGUUUGAUAACAUUAAAAUAGUGCACCAUUAUCAUCAGAACUUUACAUCAUUGAACUUUACGCAUUCUCUCAGUAAAAUGAUUCUGGAACAUUUUCGACACAAAUAUACAUUUUUUUACAUAUUAUAAAUUAGAUUCUUGAGUAAAUAUGUUUUUGUAGCAGAUAUGGAUCAUUACUUCUAACAAACAUCAUCUCAGAAUGUAUGGAUUUUCUUCAUUAUAUUGUCUUCCAACUAUUUGUUUUGUUAUUGUUUUCCAACCGUGAACUUCCAUAUACACUGAAUAUGGAACAUGAUUGAUACUAAACAUGAUUUGUAACUAGAUCUGCACAACUUUGAGACUGUCUAAUUUUUUUAUGUACCAUUUUGAUCUUCGAUAGAAUGUUAUGGUAACAUUUUUUUUAAUACUCGUUUAUGAGUAUUAGUAUGAACAUUUGAAGCUUAUAAAGGUUUGGUUUGAAAUCUCUACAAAUGUAGAUAUUGUGUUUGGCACAUCUGCAUCAUUCUAACAUUUUACUUAGUAGUUGGUUACAUAUCAUAUCUUUUAUUCUAUACAUUGAUGAAAAAAAAUGUCUAAAUUUUCUGCACAAUAAAAGCAAUGUGCUUGGUUAAUAAAUGAAAUAUCUGUUUGAAUAGGGACCAUUUAUUUGGAAAUCUUUCCUUUCUGCCAACAUUUUCCAUGUAUAGUACAAAUCAUUGCUGGUGCCAUAUCACCAUAUAGAUUCUCUCUUUAUAUCUUUUUGUCGGUAGGCUUGAAUUUGAUACUUCUUAAAUAGAGUUUUUGAAUACAUCUUUUCUGUACGUAUUUUUUAUACAUAAGUAAAAGCGUAGUAUCUUUCCUAAUAAGAGCCUCACAUAAUAGAAUAGAGCCUCAUAUAUUGUUCUAGGAUAACCACAACAUAUAUUUUUGGUAAAAAUUGUUGUAAAACUUUCAUAGUCCCAUUAAUCCUAUAACUAGUUUUAGACAAAAAACAUUCUAUUUUAUAUGUUCAGUUUUACUCAACUUAAUGUAAAAAUGAGUUAUUAUAUAAUAACCUGUUGAUGGCUUAGUAAGUUGAGUAAUAAUAAGCAAAUUUUUUUAAUAAUAUAUAAACUUUUUGUUUUUUAAUCACCCUGUAUAUAAGAAAUUACAAGAUAUCUCAAAUCUAAAACCUAUAAAAAUAAUCACGAUAUAAUAUAAAUAGUGUUCAUUUGUUAAUUAUUGAA
Molecule: messenger RNA, 5529 nt
Organism: Onthophagus taurus
Lineage: Eukaryota; Metazoa; Arthropoda; Insecta; Coleoptera; Scarabaeidae
Gene: CycT
Product: Cyclin T
Biological process (GO): regulation of transcription by RNA polymerase II
Molecular function (GO): cyclin-dependent protein serine/threonine kinase regulator activity
Source: RefSeq, a predicted model, not a curated record